AAACAUAAACCCUAGAUCCUAAUUUAUAAUGAAUAAAAAAGAGAUAAACUAGGAAAUUGAAAUCCCCACAAAAUAGGCAACUAAAUAAAAGACUAAAAUUCAAAUAAUAAAAUAUUAAAAUUGUUUGUGCUUGCAUCCGGAUGCUCCUGCAUCAUAUACCUUUCCAUUCCAUUUGCUGAUCAAGAAUCCAAGUUUUACCCACCGUGUAGGGUAUGCCGUCAAAGAUUUUCUAAUGAGAAUCUUUGGAUUUACAAAUGCGAAAAAUGUAGAUACUACACUCAUCUGGAUUGUGCAACAUCAAGAAACGAGCUGUUCAUGUCCAUCCUUACAUCUCCAGGUAUACGUAAAACCAUAAAAAACUAUGAAGAUGCUGAACAUCCUAAUCUUCUUCAUCUACCAUUUCAUGAUCCAUCUUAUAGCCUACUAAAACACUUGUUUUUCAAGGAAAACGGGGGGUCAAGUACCUGCAAAACACAUGAUAUUAGUCAUCAACAUCCACCAACUCUGGUGGAUGCAGGAUGUCGUGAUAUCACAAUCCCCACCUUCUAGAAUAAAAUCAAUAUCCUAUCAUGACCCAAUGAAGAGGAUUCAACUUUUGUGCGACGGGUGUGUGAGACCAAUUACGAGUGGCCCAAUUUACGUGUGUGCCAUUGAGGAGGAGGAGGAGGAGCAUUGCAACUUUGUGCUCCACGAGUGGUGCUCCCGGCUACCUGCUGAACUGAUAGACCACCCUGCUCACCAACACCAUACCCUGAUUCUCUGUUCAAAAGCCCUUGGUGAGUUUUUUGGGGUGUUCGAUUGUGAUAUUUGCAGCUUACCUUGUAAUGGAUUUGUCUAUUGUUGUACGGAAUGCGUAGACUUCAUCAUUGACGUUGAGUGUGCCUUCUUACCUAAAGAAAUCACUCAUACUUCUCACCCAAAUCACCUCCUCUCUCGGGUUUAUCAAACGCGUUAUCUAUGUCGUAUAUGCGAAUAUAGUGAGUCGGGGAAUUAUUUUUCAUUCAGUUGCCAUACUUGUAAUGAUUUUCAUCUACACGCCAAGUGUGCUUUGUUAAUACCAGAGACAACUGUGCACAAGUGUGACAAGCAUCCUAUGAAGCCGAGUUACUUUCCCAUUGAGAACCAUAUGAGUGACUAUUUUUGUGAAGUUUGCGAGCGGGAACUUAAUCCAGAGCGUCCAUCCUAUCACUGUCGUGAUUGUAUGCAGUCUAUGCAUACAACUUGUGCUAUGUCAAUACUUCAGUAUGAAACAUAUGACCGAUAUACUAGAGGCGUUUAUCAGUUUGUAAAUGUGAAGUUUGGGGGCACAUAUAACAAUAUUGAAGUGCAUCCACACCCCCUUUCAUUCGUUCAAGGGAUUGAAGACGAUGGUCAAUGUGCCAAAAAAGGUUGUCAUGACAGAUAUCAGCUGCAUAAUCUUCAAUUCAGAAUGAUCUUUAAGUGUUCAGAUUGUAAAUUUGCAGUUCAUUACGAAUGUUGUAAACGUAUGAGUAGCUAAUAUAUACUAUAAUUGGUUUGUUCUUGUGUUUCGUGUUUUGUUCUAUUUUAUAUAAAGAUUCCAAACCCCUCAAUGAA
Molecule: messenger RNA, 1575 nt
Organism: Helianthus annuus (common sunflower)
Lineage: Eukaryota; Viridiplantae; Streptophyta; Magnoliopsida; Asterales; Asteraceae
Exons: 2
Coding region: 476-1498 (340 amino acids)
Source: RefSeq, a predicted model, not a curated record